GUGCGGGAGGCCAUGCCUUCGCUUCCGUUUCCGGUCUCAGCUGGGGGAGGGAGCGAAGGGUAGAUGCUUCGCUGGCGGAGGGGGUCGGCCGGGGCUGCGUUCCUGCGACUCGCUGCACGCACCAUGGCUGGAGGUACCUGCGGGGGAGACCUGGUACCUCGUCCUGUCCUACACAUGGCCCCCUGGGUCGAGGUGUUCGUGGUGGGAGCAGCGAAGGGGCGUGGCGGAGAGGUCCUCGUGCACGCCCCCACGGGGUUGGGGCGCUGCCAGGUGAGGGAGCACCGUGGCAGCGGUGCCUUGGAGUCCCCCUCACCUGCCGGCUCUCGUGCCCCUUCCUCAGCGCCCACGGUCUCGCUCCCUGAACUCCGUUCGCUCCUAGCCUCGGGCCGGGCCCGGCUCUUCGACGUGCGAUCUCGGGAGGAGGCGGCAGCUGGGACCAUCCCAGGGGCGCUCAACAUCCCGGUGUCCGAGUUGGAAAGUGCCCUGCAGAUGGAGCCAGCUGCUUUCCAGGCUUUGUACUCCGCUGAGAAGCCAAAGCUGGAAGAUGAGAAUCUCGUUUUCUUCUGUCAGAUGGGCAAGCGGGGCUUCCAGGCCACGCAGCUGGCCCGGGGCCUCGGAUACACAGGGUACGGGAAGGUGUGGCUUGCUAGCUGGGAAAUGACUGGGGGACUGCCUACCGGGCCUGUCCUUCCCUCACCCCUCUUUGUCUCCACAGGGCUCGAAACUACGCUGGGGCCUAUAGAGAAUGGUUGGAGAAAGAGGGUUAGGUAGAAGGUGGCUUAUUGGUCCCUUCCCCGCCCCCAAUGGCCACCUUAACUAAGGGUGUUGAAGGGGCUGACUUGCUGGGUUGGGCAACUCAUUAUAGUGCUGUGCACACAAAAGCAUCAAAUAAAGAGCAGUUAAU
Molecule: messenger RNA, 904 nt
Organism: Propithecus coquereli (Coquerel's sifaka)
Lineage: Eukaryota; Metazoa; Chordata; Mammalia; Primates; Indriidae
Gene: TSTD1
Product: thiosulfate sulfurtransferase (rhodanese)-like domain containing 1
Exons: 2
Coding region: 64-771 (235 amino acids)
Cellular component (GO): cytoplasm
Molecular function (GO): thiosulfate-thiol sulfurtransferase activity
Source: RefSeq, a predicted model, not a curated record